Molecule: messenger RNA, 2275 nt
Organism: Electrophorus electricus (electric eel)
Lineage: Eukaryota; Metazoa; Chordata; Actinopteri; Gymnotiformes; Gymnotidae
Gene: chrng
Product: cholinergic receptor, nicotinic, gamma
Biological process (GO): monoatomic ion transmembrane transport
Cellular component (GO): postsynaptic membrane
Molecular function (GO): acetylcholine-gated monoatomic cation-selective channel activity; transmembrane signaling receptor activity
Source: RefSeq, a predicted model, not a curated record
UCUCCCUGUCCAGCCUCGUCUCUCCGAGGCUCGGACGGAUAACGACGGCACCUCACCGCCGCUAGUCUGGAUGCAAACACGCAGGAGGUGUGUGUAAUCUAGAGGGGGCACUACUUGGAGAUCUGCUGAGAGGAUACAACAAGAACAUCAGACCCAUGGAGCACAAUGGUGACAUCACAGAGGUCAAGCUGAAGAUGACCCUCACCAACCUCAUCUCUUUGAAUGAGAAGGAGGAGACCCUGACCACGUGUGUGUGGGUGGAGAUGCAGUGGUAUGACUACAGGCUCAGGUGGGCUAACAGGUCUGGUUUUGAGGUAUAUGAAAACAUCACACGCACACGCAUUCCCUCCAAAACCAUCUGGCUGCCUGAUAUCAUACUGGAGAACAAUGUAGACGGGCAUUUUGAGGUCACCCUCUACACAAACGCUCUGAUUGAUCCAAAGGGCAUGGUCUACUGGCUCCCUCCUGCUAUCUACCGCAGCUCCUGUCCAAUCAAAAUCAACUACUUCCCCUUCGACUGGCAGAACUGCACCAUGGUGUUCAGGUCUCAGAUGUACAGUGCUAAUGAGAUCGAGCUGAAGCUGACGAACUCGGAGGACACAGUAGUGGAGUGGAUCGAGAUCGACCCUGAGGCCUUCACAGAAAAUGGUGAGUGGGUUAUUAAGCACCGCCCAGCUAAGAGAGUGGUGAAUGAGAGGUACAGCCGCGACGAGCUGGGCUACCAGGAGAUCGUCUUCUUUUUGGUCAUCCAGAGGAAGCCGCUCUUCUACGUCAUCAACAUCAUCGCACCCUGCGUCCUCUUCUCCUCACUCGGCCUGCUCGUCUACUUCCUGCCUGCCAAAGCUGGAGGUCAGAAGUGCACCAUGUCCAUUAUCAUCCUUCUGGCCCAGACAGUCUUCCUCUUCCUCAUUGCCAAGAAAGUUCCAGAAACCUCCCUAGCUGUUCCCCUGAUCGGGAAGUACCUGAUGUUUGUGAUGUCUGUGACAGCCAUAACAGUCAUGAACUGUGUGGUGGUUUUGAACAUCUCUAAGAGAACUCCCAAUACACAUGCCAUGUCCAAUAAAGUCAGAAAGGUGAUGUUAAAUGUUCUUCCUCGUCUGCUGAGGAUGAGGAUGCAGCGUUGGAGUCCACAGGGGGAGCAGGUGGAGGGAUCUGCUUUCCCCCGGAGAAGAUGCAGCUCGCUGGGACUGAUUGCCAAAGCAGAUGAAUACAUGCUGAAGACUGCACGGUCAGAGCUUAUGUUCACCAGGCUGAGAGAGAGAGACGGACUGAUGAGGAAGACUCUGGAGAAGAUCCAGAACGGUCUGGCGGGGACCACAGCGGAGGAUGUGAGUGUGAGUCUGGCCUUGGCCUCAGCUGAGGUGCAGCAGUGUGUCACGUCCUGCAAACAAAUCGCUGAGAGCAUCAAACAGCAGAACCACUUCCAGAGAGAGAACGAGGAGUGGUUCUUGGUUGCCAGGGUGAUCGACAGGCUAUGCUUCAUUUCCAUGGCAGUUCUGUUUACCCUCGGGACCAUCGGAAUAUUCCUGAUGGGACAUUUCAACCAGGCUCCGUCUCACCCCUUCCCUGGGGACCCCAAGAAAUACCUGCCCGAAACGUCCCCUCUAAACACCACAGGAUAACCCUGCUAGCACAGGCUAACCUCUUUGUUAACAUUAGCUAACCUAACACAGGCUAACUUUAUUAACACAGGCUAACCCCGUUUAACACAGGCUAAAGUCAUUUAACACAGACUAACGUCAUUUAACACAGGCUAAUCUCGCUAAUAAAUCUUAAACUUGGCAACACAUUUUAUCCAUGAUAAUACAGGUUUAAUCUCACUAACGCAGACUAAUCUCGGUUUAUCUAUUAUAACAGAAGUUUAAUCUCACUAACGAAGGCUAAUCUCAAUUUGGUGUCGCUCAGCCACAACUUGGUCAAACCAGUCAACGAGAGAGCAGUGCUGAGUUUAUCUCCAGACAGGCUGUCAUGGGAGACAUCGUGCUUUACUGGACUGUUACUGGACUACAAUAUCCACAAUGCUUUGUUUGGCAUGGGAGGAGUUACGCUUCACAGAAUUUGCACAUUAUUCCAUACUGGGUAAUUGUUGAGAUUUCUUGAGUAAAUUGAGGCGAUUUGUGUUUUGGAUGAGUUGUUGUUUUUUUUUUGAAAAUAUGAUUUAUAACAGAUCUUUACACAAUAAUGAAUCACAAUGAAUCAAUCUGUGUAUGUCUGUCUCUUUCAUGAUGCAGGUGCUGUGUGUGUUUGCAAACCUUUUUUGAUAAAAUGAACAGAG